Messenger RNA from Prunus armeniaca (apricot), 264 nucleotides. Lineage: Eukaryota; Viridiplantae; Streptophyta; Magnoliopsida; Rosales; Rosaceae. The record is from the annotation of a GenBank genome assembly.
AUGGCCAACAAUCCCUCACAGCUACUCCCAUCAGAGUUGAUCGACCGGUGCAUAGGGUCGAAGAUAUGGGUGAUAAUGAAGGGAGACAAGGAGCUCGUCGGGACUCUGAGGGGAUUUGAUGUCUACGUCAACAUGGUUCUAGAAGACGUCACUGAAUAUGAGAUUACUCCUGAAGGAAGACGUAUAACCAAGCUUGAUCAGAUAUUGCUCAACGGAAACAACAUUGCCAUUCUGGUCCCUGGCGGCUCACCUGAACCGGAAUGA